This is a messenger RNA of Vicia villosa (hairy vetch), 1533 nucleotides long. RefSeq lists its product as uncharacterized. The transcript has 3 exons. Gene Ontology annotation, molecular function: zinc ion binding; nucleic acid binding. Lineage: Eukaryota; Viridiplantae; Streptophyta; Magnoliopsida; Fabales; Fabaceae. The record is from RefSeq and is a predicted model, not a curated record. The coding region runs from base 1 to 1533 and encodes 510 amino acids.
AUGGCUGGUAAAACGGUGGCUGAUAUGGAGGAGGAAGAGAAGGGAAGCGAGGGUAUGGGUGAUGAUCUGGAGAGUGAGUAUGGGGAGAUAACGGUGGAGGAGGAGUGGAUCGGUGGCUAUGAAUGUCCUAACUUCAUUUUCUCUGAAAAAGAAGCAAAACGAAUCCAGAAGCCAUGGAAGAGAGGUGUUAUCGUGAAGUUGCUUGGAAAAAGAAUAGGAUACAAAGCAUUGGAGAACAGGCUGAACCAGAUGUGGGUGCGAAGAGGUGUCAUCAGUAUCAUUGACCUGAGCAAUGAUUAUUAUCUUGUUGCUUUCUCGCAUGAGGAUGAUAAAAAGGCGGCUAUGGAGAAUGGACUAAUCUCAGAUCUCCCAAUCGAAUAUUAUGAUCCGCGAGCUUUAGCAUUCUUUGGUGACCGGAUUGGAAAAACAGUUAAGGUGGACAAUACAACUAGAAAACAGGAAAGAGGAAGAUAUGCACGUAUAUGUGUUACAGUGAAUUUGUCCAAACCGCUAGUAGCAAUGCUCAAAGUUCAAGCAUGUUGUUACAAGAUUGAAUACGAAGGUCUUCAUCUUUUGUGUCUAGCAUGUGGAUGUUAUGGACAUUAUAAGGAGAACUGUCCAUUAGCCAAUACUGGGAGGAAUAAUGAAGGAGACAAUAGUGGCAUCGGAGGAAGAAACUUGAAGGAAAUUGUCGGAGAUAAAAAAUUUGAACAUGGAGGAUCGAGUGUUGAAUCAGGGCCAUGGCGGAUUGUCCAGAAGCAGCGGCGGGGAAAGAAGCCGGGGGAUAGCCGGAAGAACACUGCUCCGGGAAGUUUUAUGGAAAAAAUUAAUGCAGGGGGAUCUCGUUUUCUAAUUCUAGAAGAUGAGGAUACAGACAUUAAUGCUAAUGAAGGUAAUUUAAUUGCAAGUAAGGAGGAAGGAAUAAAUGAGAAUUCCAAAAGUAUUCGUGGAGGAAAAGCUAAUAAGGGCAAACAGGUGGAUAUUAAUGAUGCAAUCAUUAAUUUGGAUUUAAUGGGUGAAAUUGGUAAGGAAUCUGUAAAGGAGAACGUGGAAGGGUCUGAUAGGGGUAUUAAAGGUAGAAGUCAAAGACAGGCCAUUAAAAGUAAAAAGUCUAACUUAGCGACGCGUGGAGGGGUACAGGUGAGAGAGAAAGCUGGUGGCAUUAGCCAAUCAGGAAUGGAAGUUACUUUCGGUAAAUACAAAUCAGGUGAUAUUAAUGAGACAAACAUGUACAACUUGAAGAGAAGAGAGAAAGGAGACAAAAUAGGAGACAAAAAAGAUAGGGCUACAAUCAAGGAAGGUACAGAUGGAAGUGACGGGUUGGCUAGUAAACACCUUUCAGUUCGAGAACCAAUAGAUAUCGAGAAACCACUUGAUUUAAACAUGCAAACCCAUCAGAUGUUUCACAUUUCUUAUGAGGGGUCUACGUGCAUGAGACAUGAAGCUACUGUUGACGGUGCAACUAAUGAUAUAAGGAAUGCGACGAUGGAGGAAGAUAAUGAAGUGGUAAAGGAGACUCCCUUGGAUGCUUGA